AUGAUCGAAUGUACAAACCUGGGUUUCGGGAUCGUCAAUUUCAAGAUCCGCGUUUUCGAAGUCGAUUUGAACAGCACUGAUCGGUUCAACGGAUUAAGCAAUGUUGUGUGUUGGGUGGAUGAAGGUGAUGUGAUCAUUGAAGAGGUUGAACGAGGAACAGGAGUCGGAGAAGUGGAUGAAGCACUAGAACUAGGAGAUGAUGGGGCCAAAGUUUGUUUAGAGUUUGAAGUGGAGGUUGAGGCUUGA
Messenger RNA from Anisakis simplex (herring worm), 246 nucleotides. The record is from the annotation of a GenBank genome assembly. NCBI's taxonomy places the organism in Eukaryota, Metazoa, Nematoda, Chromadorea, Rhabditida, Anisakidae.